UCCUGCCAUGCCUGCACAUUGACAAGCAGUCUGCAGAAAAGAACAACGAAUCGAAAGUAAGGUAUGAUCCCGAAAACGACAUAGAAAUACAUCUGACACACUUUGACAUGUGCUAGCGCUUUGUUUUUAUUUAAAAGGGAAUGUCGUUAGUUUUGUGUUUGUUUCCUGUCAAAUAUGAACACAUACGCGGACGCCCUCUGGCUCGUACGACUUUGCUGCCGCCGCCUUGGUCAGGGCAAGACUAUUGUUAACGUUGCUUGGUGCCAUUAGCGAAGCUUUGAAAGUUUAAGUGAAAAAUCUGAUUUUAAGAAAAAAUCUGAAUUGGGCAUCAUACCCUGCAGUUUAAUCGCAGCCCUAUAUUAUGUUUGCUUACUUGAAGAGAUAACUGCAAUAUUUUGGUUACCACCUCAAGGCUGGAGACAUUUCUUCAUGUAUCUACAAACAAGUCCUUCUGUGUGGGGAAAAAACAAGGCCCUCUUAUGGCUUUGCCAUUCCAAGUGGGACAGAGAAACCUUGUAAACUUUUGCAUAUUCUUGCACCUGAUUUUGCUUCCUGAUUAAGUUUGCAUAACUUUGCUUCUGCUCUUCCCUUUGGGGAGAUACUUGUGACAGACAGCUUUGGGUUUGUUUCAACUGUGUUCUUCUGAAUGGAAUAAAAAUGACAAAAGACAAAGUUACCACCAAGCAGGUGCUAAAGGAAAACUUUCCACAACAGUAUGUAUAGAGUAAAUAAUUUUAUUGUGUAGCGUUAACUUUUGCGGGUGCGAUGUGAAUCGAGUACCCGAUUCACUUCAGUGAGUGACUUAUAAGAACUUGAGACAGUAAAAGGAAUAGAGAUUCCCAUCACUAUCAGUGACUUGUACACAUGUAACCAGCAUAGUCGCAUUACUUGUCAGCGGUCAGAAUUGUCUCUGGUAGAGUUUGGACUUCCAGGUCUUCAAAACACAAUAUAUUUGUAGAUUUAUGCCACUCUUACCUUAUGUAGUUUGAAAAGCACUAUAAAAACACCUCUCUAGUUUCUUUGUUUUGUUGUUUUUUAGUUGUAUGUGACACGUUGAUUCCUGUCCUCUGUUAAUCCGUUGUUCUUUCUAGUCUGUGCUUCUCGCCUAGAAAAGAGCAGGAUACUGUGUAUCCAACACUUUGCAUUUCCAUCUUCUUCUGCUUCAGGGCCCCUAACCAGUCCUCUGAGCAGAGGACCUAUAGAGAGCUUGCUCCUGAUUGGGCCACAGGCUGCCUCCCAACUAGCAUCAGUGCUAGUUGGUCAAUGCUGUGGUCAGUGGAGGCUGAGGCCACCUUGGAGGCUGCCUUGACAGCUACCUCCAGCACAUCAGCGUAUCUUGGACCUGCAAACCCUGCUCACCUACUGCUGAGGCCAUCAGUCUCCUCAACCUUCUCAACAUCACAAACACCAUGUCCCAAACCCUUUUGAACCCCUUUGCCAACCAAACACCACCAGAGACAGACUCCCAAAGGGGCUUUUCUCCUCAUCAACCUGGAUCAGGUUCCAGCUUUUUUGGGGAUCUGUCAGGGACUUUUGAGCUGUACCCAAGACCAGUGACUCAUUGCUGGCCAGAACUCAGUACAGUCCCUAGCAAUGAGGCCAUCCUGGGGUCUACAGACAUGAAUGUGGGCAUAGUUAAAGGAGAGGUGCAGACUCUCAGCAAACCUUUGCAUCAGCUUUCACAUCAAAGCAUUCAAGGGACAGAGUUUCCCCCCUUGGGUGAAAGGUCCACCUCUUCAAGACCGCUUGACCCGACCAGAGCUUGUUAUGGAGGUGACUCAUUCUUCAAUAACUUGGCUGAGGCUAAACCAGAUUAUCAAUCCAUUCCGGGAUUGAAUGAUUGUGACCAUCGUAUGUCAGAUGAAUUUGCGGCUCCACAUGAGUCCAGCCCACCCAAAUAUAGCUCUGAGUCGGCCACCGGUAUCCUACUACGCUUUGGACUUGAAAAGGAGGACAUGGAAGUUCUGCUGUCCUACCCUGAAGACCAGAUCACCCCUGCUAGUUUACCUUUCAUCCUACGCCAAAUACGCAUUCAGAAAGCCAAAAAGGCUGCUGCCCCUACCACGGCUACAGUCGUCACAACUACUGCCGCCGCCAAGGCAACUGUCGUAACAGCCGCCACGGCAACAGCCACCACGGCUACAUCUGCCACCGCUGCUGCCUCAACAGCCGCCACAGCUGUAUCCGCCACAGCUGCAGCCUUCACUGCAACAGCCGCCAGUGCAACAGCCACCACAGCUGUGACCACAGAUAAGUUCAAAGUAUUAAUUCAACCAGUACCCGUUAAAAAUCCUGCUGGAACUGACAGUCUGAAGCAUUUUCGAGCAGUGGCUGAGAGCAACACUUUGGAUAGAAACACUUCCCAGGCUGCUUCUUUCCAAGACCAGAGAAGUUCCAGCUCUUCUCUCAACUCAGUGGUCACCUUUGUGGCUCCCAAAAGUCCAGAUCCAGUCCACACAGUGCAGAGCUGUUCUUUGACCGGAAAAGACACAGGUGUCCAGCAAGCAGCAUCCAAAAUAAUUCCUUUGAAAGAACUGGAAGUUCUUCGCCCUCCAAAACCCAAAUCCCAAUCAUCCAUCACUCCAUGCCAUCGUGUACAUUCCAGUCGACCCAGCCUGUUGCUCAUUCGCUGUGAUGACAACAAUGAUGCCAAUGGACCCAGGAAGAGUCAAGACUCAAAGGACCUGCAACAGAGGAUGCCAGAUAAGGCAAAACAACCAAGUAUCGUUCAGUCGAAACAAGAACAGACAAAUCUGGAAAAGCCUCACCGAAUGGCUGAGAAAAAUCAGCAAAUGUUAAAGACACAACCCCAAUCAUCCAUCACUCCAUGCAAUCGUGUACAUUCCAGUCGACCCAGCCUGUUGCUCAUUCGCUGUGAUGACAACAAUGAUGCCAAUGGACCCAGGAAGAGUCAAGACUCCAAGGACCUGCAACAGAGGAUGCUAGAUAAGGCAAAACAACCAAGUAUCGUUCAGCCGAAACAAGAACAGACAGGUCUGGAAAAGCCUCACAGAAUGCCUGAGAAAAAUCAGCAAAUGUUAAAGAAACAACCACAUACAGCAAACAAGCAACAAGAUACGCCAGACAAACCACAAGAUAUGUCAGACAAACAUCUAGAUGCGUCAGAUAAACAAGAUACAUCAAACAAACAACUAGAUACAUUAGAUAAUCAACAAGAUACGUCAGAGAAACCUGUAGAUAGUUGUAGUAAACGGGUGCAACCCAUCUGCAGCAGCAUCACUAAGGUGUCAUGUCCAAGUCAGCCUUUGACUGCCGUGCACCCCAGUGGACCGUCCCCCAGUGGAGCACCCCCCAGUGGAGCACCCCUUUUGAACGCCCUGCCGACAGCAGCCAAGAUAUCCGACUAUGCUGCGGCCGUACCUAGAGUCAUUCCAGCAAUGUCUCGUCUGUAUAAUAAAGGUGGACUCGGUCACCAGAACAGCAGCCAGCACCUUGCCAGCUGCACAAACCUCGGCCAGAACAAGCCUGCCUCAACUUCCCAGAAAUCCAGGAGACUUUCAUCGUCCCCCCGCACCUCCAGAUGCACUCGCAGGUCCUACUCCUCCUCAUCCUCUGAUGAUCACCGCAGAUCACGUUCCCGAAGCUGUGGGAGAUCAUCUUUGCCUACCAGGAGCAAGAAGAGGUGGUGGAGCCCAGAGAGACGACGGCGUUACCCACACACGAGACGACUUACGCGCAGGUCUCUUACUCGUUCGCCUGCAUCUUCCUCUGACAGCAGUCGCUCGCGCUCCAGGAGCAAAAAGAAGAGGUGGAGCCCAGAGAGACGACGACGUUCCUUACAUGCGAGCCGACUUUGUCACAGGUCUCGUUCUCGUCCCCAUGCAUCCUCCUCUGACAGCUACCGUUCACGAUGCAGGAGCCGGGACAAGCGAUACUCAUCAGCGGGAAGACGUCGGAGGACAUCCACACAGAGAAGGAGCCCCAAAAAGUGCUCAUCACCGGGAACGAGUCGAGACAGGCGUGCAUCUUCCAGGAGUUCUACAGAAAGUCGUUCUUCACCCAGACGGAGUCAGGAUGCAAAAGCUUCCCUUUCAGGGAAGUCAAGCAGUGCGGAGUAUCUUGCCAAGAAGGUGUUGGAAAAAUCAGCGAUCCAAUCUCUGUCCAACCAGACGGAUCUGGAGACUGUGGUGAAAACUCUGGCUCCUGCCCUUCUGGCUGAACUGAUCAAGAUGAAGUCCUUCUCUUCACUUGUCCCGUCCUCAUCCUUGUCUGCAGACAAAAAAAAGGAUGUGACCAAAGCGUCAAGUUCAUCUUCCACAAAGGAUGGGUGCAAGUCGCCACCCCCGACGACGGUGAGGCUGAAGGGAAUUUGGAACAAACUCUCCCGCGGUGACGUGGAGUCCGCUGCUGAGAACUUUGGCAAAACCAAGUCGGUUGUGUUGCUUCGUGCUAAAGGCGAGGCCAUUGUGUGUUUUGAGCGAGAGGACGCUGCCAAGAAGAUGAUGAACAUAAAGAACUUGCGUGUGAAGGACAUUCCGGUGUCUGUUGUCAGACAGACGGAGAGCAUCAGUGAGGAGACAGACACGUGCAGCACAUCUAGCAAGCGUUCUCUUCACGAGAUGCCUGCUUUGCUUCAACAGUCCAGCGUGGGAACAAGUAUGGCAGUGCACCAACCAUCGACUCCUGAUAGAACGUUUCCUAAACGCCAGGCAAAGGUCUCCAAAGCCAAAGUGUCAGUUUCCAAAGCAAUCGAGCAGGUCCAAAAGACGGUGAAAGGAGCCGAGGAUAAAGGUCCAGUCAAAAUUGAAACUCUAGCAAUCAAAGUGAAUCCAUCAGGAGGUGCCGUUAAAGAAAAGGAGGAGCAGUCCAAAUGUAGCACUGAAGAGCAGUGCAAAGUGGAGGUCUCAUCUGACCCUGAAGCAGCAAAUGUUGGACCAGCAAGCGUGACAGAACUUCCACACCAAGCAAUGGCUCGAACAGAAGAGGUGAGCAACCCGCUACCUCCUGAACCUGAGUUUAGUAAGAAGAACAACCAUUACAUCCAAACGCUGGCUCCAGACAUCAAGUCUUCUCUGAGGGACAAUGGAGAUGAGCAGAAGACAAAUGUGGAAGACGGCAAAGAAGUGGCAGCAGAGUCCUGCCAAAUAAACAAAGACGACCACAACAGACAUGUUGUAGAAACCUCAGCUGGCCUGCUAUGUAAAGAAGACGCAAUGGAAAAAGUUGCAAACCAGGUGAUUGUUUCUGUGGAAGAGCGGCCAACUUCCACUGAGAAUCCGGCAGAGAGCGAGCACAAGGAAAAAAGUGACCAGGAAGUCUCUUCUCCAAGCAGAGAAUCCAAGACCGAAGAGCACGAGCCUCCAAAGAAGCAGCAGGCCAGAGUGAAGGACCACAACACCUCUGCACAUCCUGAAGCUGAGCAGAAGCGCCAGGUCAUUGGUUUUACCCAAGUUCAACAUCCCAGCAGCACGUCAACAGCAGGUAGGAGGAAGAGCACCAGAGGAAAGACCCAGGGUUCAUCUGUGAAGGAUGAGGAGACCACUUUCCACAUUUUUGACUCGGUGGAUGCUGAGACGGUCCAAGAAGAACUUAGCAUCACAACCAGAUCCAGCACAGGAAAAAAUCAAAGGCUCCCUAAGAAAGAUGCUUUUAGUGAGAAAAGAGAUGAAGAAGAGCUGACGACACCAACGAGGAAGAGGACAAGAACUUCACAGAAAACCACCAGAGAAGAAACACCAACCAAGAAGACUGAGCCUGUCCUAAAAAAAGAAGUGAAGAGUCGUCCCGCUCCAAGAGGAAAAGGAAGAAGGGGAAGACCUAAGAAAGACAUCCAAGCUACUAAAAGUGAAGAUGCCUGCUUAGCAAAGAGGGAACAAAAUGCUGGCGGUCAAGACAAGGUCAGGUUCCUGGACUCUGUGGAGGAGGGGAUGCUCCAUGAUCACAAUAGUCCUAAGGAGAACGACAUAACUGACAGCCUACAUGAGGAGGAAGGAACAAAUGAGAUCACUGAUUCUUUGGAUGAAUGUCUAGCUGAAGAAGAGCUUUUCGAUGGCAAUGAUGAUAAGGAGAGCAAAGAUGAAGCUUUGAAAACAUCACAAUGUGCUAAGCGCACUCAACAAGGACGCCAGACAAGACACAUUUUAUUUUCUUCAAAAGACAACACGAGCUUGGUGACGCGGGACAACGCAGGACAGGUUGAAGAGGCAGAGCCUGAAGAAGCGGCCCAGCCCAACUGGAGAGGCAGAGCCAAGAAGAGAAGCAGAUUGACUUCUGUUGUCCGCAAACGCAAUGUGGGGCUUGUUGCAGCAAAGUGUGUUGUGCCAAACUUUGGACUGCCAUCGUUCAAACCGAACAACCCUCUUGGUCAGGAGUUUCUCAGGUGCGGGUAUUUCUGUGAUAUCUGCUCGACUUUCUACCAGCAUGAGAUCACGAUGCAAGAUGUGCACUGUAGCAGCCGAGGGCACUACAACCACCUUAAGAAAUAUUAUCAGAAACUUGAGCAGAAAGCGUCCGGGUAAAGAUACCACGCUCGGACUUGACACUGACGUGUGCAUUGCACACUGCACAGCUGGUGCUGCAGUGUGCAAUUUAUCUGCUACAUUUUGACUUUUAUGUAUAGUAGUAGUAGUACUUUAUUAAUCCCACAGCAGGGAAAUUCAUCUGUUACAGUUAUACAGUAACUGUAUAUCAUAUCAUGUAUCGGUGAACUCAUUCUGGUUUUUAUAUAAAAUGCAUAUCUUUCAUUAUGGCUAUUUUUUCAUUGCUUACGAUUGAAGCAUUUUAAAUUGUGCUGCUAUUUUUAUGUGCAAUUUGUGAGAAGUGAAUACCUGGCAUUU
Dunckerocampus dactyliophorus (ringed pipefish) is the source of this 6797-nucleotide messenger RNA. Its product is annotated as serine-rich adhesin for platelets-like. The record is from RefSeq and is a predicted model, not a curated record. The coding region runs from base 1410 to 6479 and encodes 1689 amino acids. Gene Ontology annotation, molecular function: RNA binding; zinc ion binding. Lineage: Eukaryota; Metazoa; Chordata; Actinopteri; Syngnathiformes; Syngnathidae. The transcript is spliced from 15 exons. Gene Ontology annotation, cellular component: nucleus.